AUGGAAGAGUUGGCUGAGAGUUUAAGCAAAACCAUAUCUCGCAUCGAAGAGUAUACUCGACAGCCAGAGUUUAGAGACGCAACUUUGGAGCAGGUAAAGGUCCGGGCGGACAAGUUGGAGAAAUAUUAUGAGCGUUUCAUAGAAGCGCACCAAAAGCAAGUAGAAUGUGCACCUAAAAAGGCAAAUAAGUAUGAUGAAAUGGCUGCGCAGGUUGAAACAUUUUAUUUUGCAGCUCAUUCGGCUCUUAUAGCCAAAGUAAAUGCUCUAAAGCCAGCUCCACCUUCCGCUAUACAACAACCGCUGGCAGUGCAGGUGAACUGGCCUUAUCAGCAACAUGAUUUAAAAAAUACGUGGGGAGAAUUCGACGGCACAAUCACGAAGUGGCCCGGUUUCCGCGACCGGUUUAUAGCAGCUAUACACAGCAAUGACAAUGUUUCGCCAGCAUUUAAAUUUUCGUAUUUGAAAAAGUCCUUGGUAGGGAAGGCGGCGCGAACGCUGGGGGAAUGGCAACUAACUGACGACAAUUAUAUUGAAGCGUGGGAUCGGCUUAAGCAGUUGUAUGAUAGAAAGUAUCCAAUCUGCCGAGAGCAUUUGCGUCAACUGUUUCGCUUGCCUGCCGUUGAGGGUUCACCGCGGUCUAAUGACUUACAACGCAUGUCUAAUGUUACACACGAAGCAUUACGCCAGCUUCGUGCUCAGGAAAUUCCUGUAGAAGGUUGGGACAUGAUUAUCGUUCCUAUACUCCAUGAGCGGCUAGAUGCGGAGACUAGCAAACAAUGGGAACUCCAACGUCAAUCGGAGACGCCAACAAUCAAGCAAUUGUUAGACUUUUUGGAUCGCCAGGCAUCUGCUCUGGCAAAUGUGGCUGAUGUACGUCGAUCGCGUAUCCAUAUUCGACACGAGGCUACAGGGACUAGCCGCGGUUUAGAGGGUAAUGGAGAGCGUGCUAGGCGAGACCAGGGGUCAUAUAGCACAGCUGUUAAAAAAGCGAUUGCUUGUGCUGCAUGUGGGCGUGAUCAUGCAAUUUGGACGUGUGGUGAAUUUAUGGGCCUUACCUUACGAGGACGCGAGGACUUGGUAAAUAAGAAUAACCUUUGUCGAAAUUGCUUAAAACGUGGCCAUAUGGCUGGCAGUUGCUUUCAAGGUGUUUGCCCACGUUGCUCAGGGCAGGUGAAACACAAUAGCCUGCUGUGCCCUAAAAAGGAAAUAACGAAACAUGCACUUAUAGUUAAGAAUGUAGAUGCUCCUUGUACACGCAAAGACAAGAGAUGCUCAACAAAACGACAGCGAGAUGUAGCUGUCAGUCGCGUUUAUUCUGCACAGGUUAAUCAUUCCGAAGAUUUUUCGGAUAUUGACAACGAGAUCAAAAGAGUUGAUAGGCAAUUGAGUUUACUUCAUAAGCAAGAUCAAUUGUUAAAGAAGCGCAAGGUAGUUUUCGAACAGGAAAAAGAUUGUAAUACGAGUAAUAUCAAAGAGAGAGAAAUAAAUGCUAAUCAGCAAUAUGGCGGUUCGUUUAACUUUGGUUUAGAUUUAAUGCCUGCUCUGUUGCCGACUGUUAUGAUCAGGUUAGAAGCGGAUGGGCAAUGUAUCGGACCUGUUCGAGCAUUAUUCGAUUGUGGGGCGCAGCCGAACUUGAUUGCGUCUAGCCUGCACAACAGGUACAAACUCCCUGGUUUGCCAGCAACACACAAGAUGAUUGGGAUUGAGGGGCAGUCUAUCGAUGUAAGUCGGCGUGUAGUUUUGAAAGUAAGGCCAUGGUUUGACUCAGGCAGCUAUAUAGAGGAAGAAUUUUGGAUAUUGCCUAGUGAAAAUAACUGGGAACCUGUACUGCCGAAUACUGUGGGUAGAGCACACCCUAUAAGUACGUCUCUGUCUAUACAGUUCGCUGAUCAAGAGUAUUGGAAGCCUGAGAAAGUACGCGUUAUUCUCAAUGUUAAAGUAUUUGCAAAAGUCUUGGUCGCAGUGCAUCCCGUACAGUCAGAAGGGACGGCGCUUAUAGAAACUCGUUUAGGUCUAGUCGUCUGCGGUACUCAGGUUCCAAUUGAUGGCGACACAGGCACACCGACUUCAUAUAUUAAUUGUACAAUUUCUGAAGAUCUGGGUGAGCUGGUUAAGCGGUUUUGGCAAUUAGAUGAAAUUGCUACGUGUUCCAAGCGCACUGAAGAAGAAGAAAAGGUCGAACGAAUUUUUUUAGAAACAUAUUCUCGUGAUAGUACAGGAAGAUUCACGGUCACAAUUCCAAUAAAAGAGAAUAUAAGCGAUAUUGGGUGUUCAAGGGAUAUUGCACUGCAGCGAUUUUGGUCUUUGGAAAAAAGAUUGAGCCGAGAUUCUGAAUUGAAAAAACAGUAUGUCGAGUUCAUGAGGGAGUAUGAGCAACUAGGUCACAUGGAGCAAGUUUCCAAACCCGCCACGCCGGGUGAGAUGGUAUACUACAUCCCUCAUCUCUGCGUAAUUAAGAAAUUUAGAGUAGUUUUUGAUGCCAGCUGCAGAACAAAUAAGGGCAUUUCUCUAAAUGAUGUACAGAUGUUGGGCGAAAAGCUACAGCGCAAUCUAACAGAAAUUAUUAUGAGAUUCCGUAGGCAUAAAUUUGGGGUCAUUGCAACGCAUUUUUUGGAGGGAGUAUAG
Messenger RNA from Rhagoletis pomonella (apple maggot), 2625 nucleotides. RefSeq lists its product as uncharacterized. The record is from RefSeq and is a predicted model, not a curated record. Lineage: Eukaryota; Metazoa; Arthropoda; Insecta; Diptera; Tephritidae. The transcript has a single exon. Bases 1 to 2625 code for a protein of 874 amino acids.